Molecule: messenger RNA, 3049 nt
Organism: Ceraceosorus bombacis
Lineage: Eukaryota; Fungi; Basidiomycota; Exobasidiomycetes; Ceraceosorales; Ceraceosoraceae
Source: the annotation of a GenBank genome assembly
AUGAAUCGAGCCAUUACGGCCUCGUGGGGCCGUAAAGGUGGGGGGAUCAACCUCAAUGCACCGCUCCCGAGCAGCAUACCCGCAGCAUCGACGUCUGCAAAGCAUGACCAGGUCGCUGCUACGUCAAAUGCGCCAGGUGACGGCGCGCUCGCCGUGGUUCCUCCCGGUUCUGCUGCUGCUGCUGCGCAGGAGAGGCUCAGGCUGCAGCAGACGGAUCCACAAGAUGCUGCUGCCAUCGAAGGGCGUCCUCCGGAGACCAUUAGAAGUCCGCCCCCCACAUCUCUGACUUACGCCAGUCCUGAAGGAAGUGGAAAACUAGAGGCACAAGCCGGUCCCUCGCGCAUUCGAGCAGAAGGUUCACCAACGCCGGGAUCUUCCGCUCCACGAAGACGCACCAAGCGAGACGCGACAUCAGGCUCCUCGCGUGGAGAUUCGAAGCGGACACGUUCAGGUCUCCCUGGAGGUACUGAUGGCGAUUCGAUGGCGGGCAGCUCUCGCCUGGCGGAAAAGUAUCGCCCACCGCCGACUCGAUUGAAGGAUCUGGGAGGCAUCAGCUCAGCUGUGGAGAAGGUGCUGGAGUUGAUCGCACUGCCGUUGUGCCACCCGGAGAUCUAUACUCAUACUGGUGUCACACCGCCUAGAGGGGUGCUGCUACAUGGACCUCCUGGAUGCGGCAAGACGAUGUUGGCGGGUGCAGUAGCUGGGGUGAGGCUGCAUGGUCGCUAGGGGAACACCGCGAGGUGGCACUCCGCUGACCUGCCGCAUUAUGACACUCUGCAGGAUCUCUCGCUGCCCUUUCUCUCGGUCUCGGCGCCUUCGAUCGUCAGCGGCACGUCUGGCGAGUCGGAAUCUACCUUGCGAUCCUUAUUCGAAGAGGCGGCAAGAAUCGCUCCUUGCAUUCUCUUCAUCGAUGAGAUCGACGCCAUCACGCCCAAACGCGAGACAGCUCAGCGAGAGAUGGAGAGACGGAUAGUGGCACAGCUGCUCACCUGCCUGGAUGGUGAGUGAUAUCUUCAGCACCUAGUACGUUCGCUUCCAAUGCAGGCGUCACGUUGUCUCACGCGGAUUGCUGCCUCCUUUGCAGAUCUCAAUUGGAACAAGACGGAUGGCAGACCUGUGAUGGUCAUAGGUGCCACCAACAGACCCGACUCUCUCGACUCAGCGCUGCGUCGAGCUGGUCGCUUCGACCACGAAAUAGCGCUGGGUGUACCGGACGAGAAAGGCAGGGAAGCGUGAGUGUUCUGCCAGAGUUCCACUGCAAUGCUGUCAAGUGCACAGCACUGCGUUGCCUAUGAUGAGAAAUUCUUCCGGGCCGCAAACCCGACACGCAUGCUUAGUCGUCAUGCAGUGUGCUGCCCUCGCGGUGAUGCCCUGCGUGACGGUCAGGCAUUGUGCGAUUUACAACCCAUUCAAGUCCCUGAGCCUCACGCCAGUCGCUUUGGCUUGACACACAUUUGCAAUGUGCAGUGCUUGCGUCCCGAUGAGCGGUUGCUGACACCGUGCACCUCGUCACAGCAUCCUCCGAGUCUUGUCCUCGUCGCUCCGACUCAACGGCGACUUCGAUUUCGCUGCGCUCGCAAAAGCGACGCCAGGCUAUGUUGGCGCGGAUCUGGUCGCCCUUACUGCGGAAGCGGGCGUGAGAGCCGUCAAGCGCAUCUGGGGAGAGUUGGGGACGAUAGAUGCGCCCGAGUCGCUACAGACCGCUGUCGAAGGACCACAACAAUCCCAAGUGAACAUGGACGGCGAUCAGAUCGCUGAUGUCGACAUGGACGGAUCGUCUGCGCAGCACUCCCACUCCAUUGAGGUGCAGCCAGCGAAAAUAGCCACAGAGCCUCCGGCGCAGAUCGAGACUUUCGUAGCAAGCGAUCGAGACGGUGUUGCUAUCCCAACGCAGUCAUUUUUUGAAUCUUUGCCUCCCUCGCUGCAAUCGUCUUCGAUUGCGACCUUCCUGCGCACGCACAAGGGCGCGCUUACCACCGAACAGCUGGAAAGCAUUUCAAUCACUCCCGAAGACUUCCUCGGCGCGCUUGCAUCAGUGCAGCCCUCAUCAAAGCGAGAGGGCUUUGCUACUGUUCCAGAUGUUACCUGGGCAGACGUAGGAGCGCUCAGAGAGACGCGAGACGAGCUCUGCAUGGCGAUUGUAGAACCCAUACUUCGACCAGAGCUUUUCGCUGCUGUUGGAGUCUCCGCGUCUUCAGGAGUACUGCUGUGGGGUCCGCCUGGAUGCGGCAAGACACUUGUUGCCAAGGCGGUGGCCAACGAGUCUAGAGCCAACUUCAUUUCCGUCAAGGGACCCGAGCUCCUCAACAAGUACGUAGGGGAGAGCGAAAAAGCUGUCAGGCAGGUGUUUUCCAGGGCGAGGAACAGCAGCCCUUGCGUCAUCUUUUUUGACGAGCUAGACGCACUCGUGCCUCGACGUGACAGCCAGCUUUCGGAAGCGAGCGCGAGGGUGGUCAACACACUGCUAACGGAACUCGAUGGAUUGGAGUCGCGCAAACAGACGUAUGUCAUUGCAGCCACAAACAGACCGGAUAUGAUUGACCCUGCCAUGUGUCGACCUGGUCGACUGGACAAGCUGCUCUACGUCGACUUGCCAGAUCCUCAAGAGAGAGCCGAGAUUCUGAGGACCCUCACGACCAAGAGUCCGCUAGCAGGCGACAUUGACCUGACAGUCGUAGCUCUGGAUAGACGAGCUCAUGGCUUCUCGGGCGCAGACUUGGCUGCUCUGACCCGAGAAGCUGCGGUCACAGCUCUUCGAGAAAGCCUCUCGGCCGCACGCAGAGCCGAGCGAGAAGGGGGCAAUGCUCCGCCCGGGAUGCUACCCAGUGUGCUCAUCCACGCCAAGCACUUUGAGAGCGCUCUGGACAAGGUCACGCCCAGCGUCAGCCAAGCCCAGAGGAACAAGUAUGCCGCUCUCAGAAGCCGUUUGGCUGGCAGUCCAGCAGGCGCUGGGCCUCUGGAGAGAGCUGCCCCUCCGCCAGAGGCAGCCAAAGCAGUCGGUGAAGAGGGUGCAAUCCCCUCAGAGAACGUCGCAAAGAGCGUCUCCUGA